Messenger RNA from Gymnodraco acuticeps, 3718 nucleotides. RefSeq names its product alpha-tectorin-like. The record is from RefSeq and is a predicted model, not a curated record. The transcript is spliced from 18 exons. The coding region runs from base 350 to 2722 and encodes 790 amino acids. NCBI's taxonomy places the organism in Eukaryota, Metazoa, Chordata, Actinopteri, Perciformes, Bathydraconidae.
CGUGCACAGUGCUGCCCCUGACAGAGUCGGGCCUUCUCUACAUAACGUGAGAAAGUGUGUUCAUUGAUGACAAAGCUGAGGAAAACUAUUUCCAGAUAUGUGUUCAGUUAAAAACCACCAGUACGUCUUCUUAUCUCAAUGUCUCAGUUUUGCUCACAGCCUCUUUGCAUCACUAAACUGGUGGCAUCAGGGAACCAGUCAGGGAGCAUUUGACGGGUUUAGAGAACAUUGUUUUGAAUGUUCAGGAAGUGUAUGAACCACUUCCUGCCGAGGACCCUUCAUUGUGUACGCUGUUAUUGUGUGUUAUGGUGCGUUAACCCGGUGUUUGUGCCUCUUCCUCUGCAGAGUCAUGAAGCUGCUCCUCCUGCUGGCAGUUGCUGCCAGCCAGAUGGAGCUCUCUGCCUCUGAGACUGUUACUCUGAAUGCUCCUGGUGGAAACAUCAACAUCAGCGACGUUCCCAUCACUUUCUAUGGAAAAACCUACACAUGGUUACACGUGAAGAUCGGCAAUAAGGUUGAAGUUUGUUUAAAAAAUGACCCAUCUGAGGACGACAUUGACUGUGUGGUGACCAGCGACGGGGUGGUUUCAACCAAACUGACGUACUCUGUUGAUGUUAUGUCAUUUUCUGCUCGCUCUGAUCUUGUUAACAUCAACACCCAGGGACUGGGUUUGAUUGAUCUCACGUUCUACAAUGGUCAAAGAUUGAAUGUGAUGGAGUUGUCAUUCUUCAAUCAUGGUUUACAAGCUGCUUGCUUUACAUAUCAUCCUGCUGGCCUUCCGUUUUCUUCUAGUUUAGAACUGUCUACAAAAGUCGGUGGCACAGUGAUGGAUACCUGGAAGCCUCCUGCACGACAAUAUACUUUUCGAGACCUGAGUGGAUGCAGAGUCUCAGGUGGCGCUGUAAUGCCGGGUUCAGAGAUGCCCAGCGCAGAGCCCUGCUCUGUUGAACUGUGUUCUCUGUCUGCAGUCCUCUCUAAUGUCACAGCAUGUGAGCCCGAGGAGGUUUGCCAAGCGGACAACACGUGCGCUAUUCCUCCGGUGGUGUGCACGGUGACGGGCUCCACGGUGAUUGGUUUCCACGGAGCAGUGCACUCUGUCCAGGAUCGCUGUGCCUACAGUCUGAUGGAGCCUGAAGGCAGCGCCAGCUUCAACCUCACGGCCGCCUUCAGGGAGCGCCGGCGUACAGAUGUUCCUCUUCUGGACCACCUGAUCCUGUCGCUGCCAGGUGUGACCAUGUAUCUGGAGCAAGGAGGAAGAGUUCGGGUUGGUGGUGAAGCCCUGGUGCUCAACAGCACAGCUCAGCUGAUGCACGGCGUGGAGCUCUCCAAGGACCAGACUGGAGUCACUGCUAAGUUCCCGUCCUCCAACAUGACUCUCUUUUUUGAUGGCAACAGCGCACAUGUGGCAGGACUUCCUGAAGCUGUAGAGGGUUUGUGUGGCAGCCCCUCCAACUCCAGCUGGACCACCAGCCUGACUGCCGAGAAGUCCUCUGUCAGCCUCCCUGGCUGUGAGAUUCAAUCCCAGGACUCAGUCGACAGCACCAUCAACUGCAACCGCUCCACCGACCACUGUAAUCUCAUGAGGCAGCCUCCCUUCUCCGCCUGUCACGAGCACACCGACCCAGAGCCGUACAUCAGCGCCUGCACACACACUCUGUGCAGAUACCCGUCAGUGGAUGGGGUCGACUGCCACUUUUUGGAGGCUUACGCCAAGACCUGCAGCCUGGAUGCCAAAGUGACCCUGGAGGACUGGAGGUCAACUACUGGCUGCUCCCCCCCCCCUCUCUGUCAGCAGCCCUGCAGUGAUCAUGAGUUCUGUGGAGCACAGAUGUGGUCGUCGUCUCGCUGCUUCUGUCGGGCUGGGUUCGCCUCCAAGUACAGAGCCACCAAGUCUUUAGGCGAGCCGCCGGUCUGCAGGCAGGGCUCGGCCACUGUGACUCUGGCUGGAUGUCUGCUGGCUGAGAAAGGCAUCGACUUCUCCACCUUACACCUCAAAGACCCCAGCUGCAAGGGCCACAUGGACCCCCAGAGCCACCUGGUGACCUUCAGCUUCGACAGCAACACCUGCGGGACGGAGGUCAUGAAGAACGGCAGCCAGAUCGUCUACGAGAACUCCAUCGUGUUGAGCAACCGCUCAUCGGCCGGCGUCAUCACGCGCCAAGACCAACUCAAGAUCGACUUCUCCUGCUUUUACAAACAGCCGGAGGUCAAGAGUGUGCCCUUCACUAUCAGAGACAGCUCUGUGGUGCAGCACAUCGUAUCUGGAAAGUGGAGCUACACUCUGACGAUGAAAGCCUUCAGCGACGCCGGCCUCCUGCAGCCGGUCGGCCCGAAAACGGAGAUCCUGCUGAACCAGAAGGUCUGGCUGCAGCUGGACGCCAACAUGGUCGCCAUGGUGACAGACUCCUGCUGGGCAACCAAUCAGGCAUCACCUGAUGAUUCGCUGCGAUAUGACCUCAUCAUCAACGGAUGUCCGAACCCUGCUGAUGAUACGGUGCAGAUGCAGGGAAACGGACAGGGAACGUCCAGCGUGUUCUCCUUCAACAUGUUCGAGUUCUCUGGAGCAAGCAGUGAAAUCUACCUGCACUGCAAACUGGAGCUGUGCCCCACACAGGGCCAGGCCUGCACUCCGAGCUGUGGGGGGGCAGCUCGCAGGAGGCGCAGAUCUGCUAUAUACGCUGAUGGGAACGCGGCCCUCAUCACUAUGGGAUGGAGAAACUGAAGAGCUUUGCAUGCUGAUUCCUGACGGUGGAAAUGAAGGUCUUGUUGCUGUGAAACUGAGCCGGCACAUUAUCUGAGAUUAUUCCUGAGGACUCCAGUUAUUCUGAGCUUUAACUUCUUUAUGAUGUGGGGAUAAUAAUCAAAAGGGGUUAUUUUACUAUGGGGGUAGGGUUGCGGCGGAAUUGGCGGAACAUUUCCGGUACAUUUCCGGAAAGUUUCCAUGGGAAAACAAAAAACAUGACAUUUCAACAGAUUUUUUUUUUUUUUAAGUAGAACAGAACAAGUUUUAAUUAUUUUAUUGAACAAUUAUUUGUUUCAUUGAAGAACGAAAACAGGAAUGCUGAGUUAAAUAUUACUCAUCCCCACAACCCCGCUCAUUAAAAAAUGAACAAAAAUGCACCCCCCAUCCAAAAAUCCCCACAAAGUCCCAUUCAAAUUGUUAAAUGAAAAGAGCCCUUCUCCCUCCACAAGGUCCCAUUAAACAUGCAAUUCUUCCUUCAAGCAAACCUCUGCAUUUUGGCUAAAGCCUUUCAGUCAACGGGCUCUUCCUGGGCCUCAUCAACAUCACACUCUUCCUCUUCCUCUGCAAUGUCACUGUCCAGCCUUGUUGAGGAUGGCUCUGUGUCCGGCUCAAAGGGCCUUAGGUUUGCCCGAAUGCCAACCAGUUUUUCCACUCUCACAUGUGUGAGCCUGUUGCGAACCUUUGUGUGAUCUCAAUAGCCAUGCAGUAAGCAAUGUGCUAUGGCAUGGAUAUUCAAGUGUACUUGAAUGGCAUCUGUUUGUUUUAGUCAAGAUUAUGCUAAAAUAUACUUUCCCCAACUAUAUGUAAGUUCCCUAUGAAGAGCCAACCUUCCAUUUUGAAAAUUCCCAGUUUAUUCCCAUAAAUUCCCGUUAAUUCCCGUGGAAAGUUUCCAUCUUUUAAAAUUCCCGGAAUUUUGCAACCCUAUGUGGAGGAAAUAAUGAAAAGGGCUUCUUUUACUAUAUGCACUGGUAUAUA